GUCAUGUUUACUUUUACAGAGCCGGUGGCACUUUUUUUAGUACUUUUAACACUAGAGAGCACUGCGAAUCCGGGGCCACCAAGUUGUUUCAUCGAUCUGGUGGAUAACCCUGACAAUGUAUCCCCUUUGAUAAUAGACACCGAUUACAACUUUCCUAACCCAACUAAUCUAACUGGUGUCUCGAUUCAUUCUGGACAAAGACUCUACUGGGCCUGUCCUGGAGGCUACUUCAGCGAACCCGGUUUCAACGUCAACGGUCAGAUAGCACACUGUGGAGGUGGAACUUUCCACACCGGCCAAGGACACCCCAUACUAUACGAAAAUGUAACCUGCACUUUAGUAGACGCACUAAGACCACAUUUGACAGAAAUUCAUAUCAAUCCUGGAGUGCUAUGUGAACUAGGGACCAGCAGACCCAUUAGCAUAGGCUACAGCGUUAACCACAAUUUUGUUAAAGUCCUGGACGCUUGCUUCCAAACAGACGUCAACAUUCCUCUGUACACUAAAUAUACGUCAACCAGAUGGGCAUCUUUGAUACCAAAUCAUCGAGAACCUCCAAGUCGCUAUUUUUACGCCGUGGAUAUAAUUCACGCAGAUGUGGCUAACGUCUACAACGACAUCAACGCUAAUCUAGAAAAUCUGGGACUUGAAAAUUACGUUAAUGAUACGUUCUAUUUGACAAAAGGAAGUCUUGCCUCGCAGUGGGAGUUUCUUUACACGUAUCAAAGAGACGCAACUUUUGAUUUGACCAACGUGGCACCCCAGUGGAACUCAGUUGGUAGUGGAAACUGGGGGGCGAUAAUUUCAGGAGUUCAGACGUUUUUAGAACUUGGAAGCAUUGGAGAUGAAGCUAAAGUUAUCAGUGGGACGUUAAAAGUAGCCACCUUAACAGAUUCGUCGGGUUCAGAUGUAGAACUUUAUUUGCUGAAUGGUAAAGUUCCAGUUCCAAAGUGGUUCUGGAAGUUGAUAUAUUUUCCAGAGUUGCAUUUUGGUGCCAUAUUUUUCGUGUAUAAUAAUAUUUACCAUGAGAAAAGUCAAGUGGAUGCGGAAUUUUUGGCUGAAAUAUGCGUCAAUGAUGUAUUACUGGAUGUGAUAGCUGGAUGGUCACUAGAUGAUAUUAAGUAUGAUGAUCAGACUGGAGGAUUUGCAUACGCUUGUGUUUUAAAUACUGCUCAAAUCCUUGACCCGGUCAUACUUAAAGUUGUUGCUAAUUUUUUGGCAGAAGUGGGAGUUCAAGCUGUUAAUUUAUUUUGACGUAUUAACAAUUAACUGCUACUCCUUCAUAAUAAUGGUCCUUUUCUAAUGGUGGUUGUAACGUUAUAUAUUACUAUAUCUGACAUAAUUAUAUAAUAGUU
Molecule: messenger RNA, 1355 nt
Organism: Zophobas morio
Lineage: Eukaryota; Metazoa; Arthropoda; Insecta; Coleoptera; Tenebrionidae
Exons: 2
Coding region: 4-1254 (416 amino acids)
Biological process (GO): apoptotic DNA fragmentation
Cellular component (GO): nucleus; mitochondrial inner membrane
Molecular function (GO): metal ion binding; single-stranded DNA endonuclease activity; RNA endonuclease activity
Source: RefSeq, a predicted model, not a curated record